GUGCAUGCCUUUGUAUUGUAUUUCACUGAACAAUUGUCGUUUAUUUCUCUUUUUGUACUAUUUUCUGUUCUUCUUCCAUGGCCAAAGCUAAAGCUCCGAGGAGACCUCUAGAGUCUUGCACAAUCAAACACAUCAAUAAAACAAUUAACGCUGGGGAUUGCGUGUUGAUGCGACCAGCGGAUCAGUCAAACCCUCAAUACGUGGCGAGAAUCGAGCGGAUCGAUGCGGACGCACGUGGAGGAAACGUUAAGGUGCUCGCAAGGUGGUACUACAGGCCGGAGGAGUCGAUCGGAGGGCGGAGACAGUUCCAUGGAUCUAAAGAGCUUUUCUUGUCUGAUCAUUACGAUGUGCAAAGCGCUGAUACUAUCGAAGGGAAGUGCACAGUCCAUAGCUUCAAGAGCUAUACGAAGCUCGAUUCCGUCGGAAACGAUGACUUCUUCUGUCGUUUCGAAUAUAAUUCCUCCACCGGUGCUUUCAAUCCCGAUCGCGUCGCCGUUUAUUGCAAAUGUGAAAUGCCUUACAAUCCUGAUGACCUAAUGGUUCAGUGUGAAGAUUGCAGUGACUGGUUUCAUCCUGCUUGUAUAGAAAUGACAGCAGAGGAGGCUAAAAUACUUGACCACUUCUUUUGUGAAACUUGUUCAUCUUCUGGUCAGAAAAAGUUGCAGAAUUCCCAUGCUGCUUCCAGACCCUCGGAUACAAAGGUGGAUGCAAAACGACGCCGGAGGUGACAAAAAGGUACAUAAAAGGUAGCAUUUUAGUCAAGAUACCCAACUCGACUCGUUUUCUCACUGUUAACCAUGGAGUAGGCUUGGAGCAAACACAGACACUAAUAUACGUGCCAUCCAAAUCUAUAAGCCUUGUAAGUUCAUAAUCCUUGAGUUGACAGUAACUGGUUUGAAAACUUGAGUCCUGUUUAUAUUGUUUGAAGGGCCAGUCAGUGGAAGUUAACAAUGUUGUGUAUGUAUGUAUGUAUGUAUGUAUGUAUGUAUGUAUGUAUGUAUGUAUGUAUGUAUGUAUGUAUGUAUGUAUGCAUGCAUGCACGUAUUUUCGAGACGUAGGGUUUCCUUUCUUUCUUCUGGUUUAUGUAUUAGGGUUGUGGAUAACCAAAACCUGUUUUUUAACUUAUAAAGGGACGCAUUAGAUA
Messenger RNA from Gossypium raimondii (Peruvian cotton), 1144 nucleotides. Its product is annotated as chromatin remodeling protein SHL. The record is from RefSeq and is a predicted model, not a curated record. Lineage: Eukaryota; Viridiplantae; Streptophyta; Magnoliopsida; Malvales; Malvaceae. The coding region runs from base 78 to 728 and encodes 216 amino acids. Gene Ontology annotation, molecular function: chromatin binding. The transcript has 5 exons.